GAACGUCAAGCAUUUAGUCAUUAUUUUUUACGGUCCGAAACUAUUCUUUAAAAUAUUUAAAUAUUUGAUCAUAUCAUCAAUCAUUUUUUGUUGUAAUCUGCAUUCAAAAGCUGUGGUAUUUCCUAUAUAACAAUUUUUAUUUCAGUCAAGUGAUUUGCCGGACCAAGAGGAAGUAGCACAAAAAUGUCGAUGCGCCCAGAUGAUCACCGUCGAAAAUGGGACCGAAAGGAGUAUGAGCGUUUAGCUCAGGAGCGUAUUUUUGCCGAAACGAAAACACCCACCGAAGAUGAGCCCCUCACAAAGGAACUGCUCAAACAGCGCGAGUACAAGGUCGACCUGGACUCAAAGCUGGGCAAGAGCAUGGUUAUCAACAAGAGUACACCUUCCUCCCAGUCUGGCGGAUAUUAUUGCAAUGUGUGUGAUUGCGUGGUGAAGGAUUCCAUAAAUUUCCUGGACCAUAUAAACGGCAAGAAGCAUCAGCGGAAUCUUGGAAUGUCAAUGAAGGUCGAACGAAGCUCGCUGGACCAGGUCAAAGAACGAUUUAAAAUAAACAAAAAGAAAACCGAAGAGAAAAAGAAAGACUACGAACUGGAGAGUCGCGUAAAAGAGGCUAAGGAGGAGGAAGAACGCUAUCGGGAAUAUAAACGCGAAAAGAGAAAAGAACGCAAGCGAAAGAUCGAAGAGGUUGAUGAGUGCGAGGGUGGAGCUUCAGAGUUAGCCGCUGUUAUGGGAUUCGCUGGAUUCGGAGGGAGCAAAAAGAACUAAGCUUACUAGUAUUAACGUCGUUUAAGCAAACUAUUUUUACACCGAUAAGAUGGACGAACAAUCUGCAAACGUAGAACACUGAAAGAUCUAUUUAUAGAACUGGAACCUCAUAUAUUUUGAGUUCUCUGCUUCUUUUCCAGAACGUCUACGGCAUCUACGUUGGCCGGAAUUCUGGGAAUAUGGGCAGUUAAAUCCCUUAGUGUAUUCACUGAAACAGUAGAUGAUAUUGACUAGCCGACUCGUUAGAUGCAGCAUUGAAACAAACAAAUAGAGAAAUACAUUGCAGAACUCAUUCCAAUCAUAUUAAAG
Messenger RNA from Toxorhynchites rutilus septentrionalis, 1074 nucleotides. RefSeq names its product zinc finger matrin-type protein 2. The record is from RefSeq and is a predicted model, not a curated record. Gene Ontology annotation, biological process: mRNA splicing, via spliceosome. Lineage: Eukaryota; Metazoa; Arthropoda; Insecta; Diptera; Culicidae. Bases 184 to 765 code for a protein of 193 amino acids. Gene Ontology annotation, molecular function: zinc ion binding; nucleic acid binding. The transcript has 2 exons. Gene Ontology annotation, cellular component: U4/U6 x U5 tri-snRNP complex; spliceosomal complex.